Molecule: messenger RNA, 1296 nt
Organism: Arctia plantaginis
Lineage: Eukaryota; Metazoa; Arthropoda; Insecta; Lepidoptera; Erebidae
Source: the annotation of a GenBank genome assembly
AUGUUCAGAAAUAUUACAAUUGGGCAUUUAAACUAUUAUCAUAUCACAUUCUGGUGGGACGGGCCUGUUGGUCUAGUGAUCGCUAGUGGCAACCCCGCGCUCAUCUGGGCGGCCCGAAAUAGUGGCCCGAGGGGGGACAUCAGUUGUCGCGGCGGUGCCGCUCACGCCGCCCGCGCCAUGGCGUCUGUCGCCGCUUGGCUGCCGUUCGCCCGAGCAGCCGCCAUAGGAUGGGUUCCCAUCGCUACUCACCCACUCCCGCCCCCACCAGUCCCGAAAGACCGCCGUCGCGCCGAGGACGAGAAACUUCUCAUCAACGUCUCCGGACGACGAUUCGAGACAUGGCGAAACACGCUAGAGAAAUACCCCGACUCACUCCUCGGAUCUACCGAAAGAGAAUUCUUUUACGACGAGGAAAGCAGAGAGUACUUCUUCGACAGAGAUCCAGAUAUUUUCCGACACAUAUUAAAUUAUUACAGAACAGGAAAAUUACAUUAUCCCAAGCACGAAUGUUUGACGGGAUACGACGAGGAGUUGGCUUUCUUUGGGAUCCUUCCUGACGUGAUAGGAGACUGUUGUUAUGAGGAUUACAGGGACAGAAAGCGUGAAAACGCAGAACGACUUAUGGAUGAUAAAUUAAGUGAAGCUGGAGAUCAGAGUCUACCUCAGCUUACAGAUUUGAGACAAAAAAUGUGGCGGGCGUUCGAGAACCCGCACACUUCGACUGCAGCUCUAGUGUUCUAUUAUGUUACUGGGUUCUUCAUCGCCGUGUCGGUGAUGGCGAACGUGGUGGAGACAGUGCCGUGUGGCCACCGGCCUGGACGCGCCGGUACGCUGCCAUGCGGCGAGCGAUACAAAAUCGUGUUCUUCUGCUUGGACACUGCGUGUGUGAUGAUAUUCACAGCAGAAUAUUUACUGCGACUCUUUGCAGCGCCGGAUCGCUGCAAGUUUGUCAGAUCCGUAAUGUCGAUUAUUGACGUAGUGGCUAUUUUACCAUACUACAUCGGUUUAGGUAUCACUGACAAUGACGAUGUAUCUGGAGCAUUCGUUACUCUGAGAGUGUUCAGAGUGUUCCGAAUAUUUAAAUUCUCCAGGCACUCUCAGGGGUUGAGAAUCUUGGGUUACACGCUCAAGUCUUGUGCCAGUGAACUCGGUUUCCUGGUCUUUUCAUUGGCUAUGGCGAUUAUUAUAUUCGCCACUGUUAUGUUUUACGCUGAGAAAAACGAGCAGGAUACAAACUUCACUUCUAUCCCGGCCGCCUUCUGGUACACCAUCGUGACUAUGACGACCUUGGGGUAA